UUUUCCAAACUAAACAAACCCAAUUCUUUCAGCCUUCCCUCCUAGCUCCUGUUCUCUAGACCUUUAAUCUUGUUGAAUCUAAGAGCAAUAACAACUCGUCUUCUGCCUGCGCAUGUGCAGUGCAGCAGAAGCCCUACCCCAGGAAGUGACUAAACCCAUUUUAAAUGUGUCCGAGAUCUUUUCCCUUCCGGUUCACAUCUGGUCACAGCAAAGAGGUUCCUGUCCUUCUCCUCUUCCUUCGCUGCAGGAAGGGCCGAUGGUGGGAGAGAGAACCACGACCAGCCUGUCUGCUGCUGCUGAUCUUGCAUAUGUACAUAUUGCCUUUCAUCCCACAGCACUUUUGCCCCUGUAGGAAUACAGCCAGAAAACAACUACUGGGGUGUAGAAGCGCCCAGCAGGAAGUGAAGGAAACAAGGGUAUCCCACUGCAGCUAGAGGGAUGGCUAAUAACACGCUGUCCAUAGAUUUCAGAGCUGUUUACAGAGCUGGGUGAGCAGCUGGAUCACCCUGAGACAGAGAAACUGAGGCACCAGGCAGUGAAAUGAUUUGCCUGAUCCUGGCUUUGCUGGAAACAGUACCCAGGCCUCCUAAUGUCUGGCCUGUUGCGUCCACUGCUCCCUAGUGCUUCCGCUGUGUCAAUUGGGUCUAACAUGCCCAGGCGAGGACUCUUGGGGUCCCGCCCUCCUCUGCCAGGCGAUCGAGUGGUUGAUCCGUCCUUGUCCCAACAGGUGGUCACAGGGGGCAGCCCCGCUGAGGACGGCGUUUCCGGCUUCCUGGCGUGGUGUAAGAAGGUUGGGCUGGAGCUCAGCCCGAAGGUCUACGUGAGCAGAGAGGGCACGGUGUCAGACUACGGCCUGUUGGCCGGCGAGGACCUGCAAAUCGGAGAGGUCCUCUUCAGCGUUCCCAGAGCUGCGCUCCUGUCCCAGCACACCACCUCCAUUCGGUCCCUCCUGGAGACAGACGAAGCAUCUCUGGAGAGCCAGUCUGGCUGGGUGCCGCUCCUCCUGGCUUUGCUGCACGAAUACACGGCCAGCGACUCCCAGUGGCGCCCCUACUUUGCGCUCUGGCCUGACUUCAGCAGCAUGGACCACCCCAUGUUCUGGCCAGAAGCCGAGCGGGUGAGGCUCCUCCAAGGCACUGGCGUCCUCGAAGCGGUGGACAAAGACCUGGCCAGCAUCCAGCGGGAGUACACCUCCAUCAUCCUGCCCUUCAUGGAGUCCCACCUGGACGUCUUCGACCCCCAGCGGCACACGCUGGAGCUCUACCGGCGGGCCCUCCAGUGUAGCCGGCCAGCCCCCUUCCAGGAGCCACUGGAUGAGGAGGACGAGGAUGAGAAGGAGCCCAACCCUCCCAUGAUGGUGCCCAUGGCUGACAUUUUGAAUCACGUGGCCAAUCACAAUGCCAACCUGGAAUAUUCCCUGGAGUGUCUGAAAAUGGUCACCACGCAGCCCGUCCGCAAAGGCCAAGAGAUCUUCAACACGUACGGCCAGAUGGCCAACUGGCAGCUCAUGCACAUGUACGGCUUUGCCGAGCCGUAUCCUGGCAACACGGACGACACUGCCGACAUCCAGAUGGUGACGGUGCGCACGGCUGCACUGCAGGGCGCUGUCACUGAAGCCGAGCGCCAGCUAGUCUCUGAGCAGUGGGAGUUCCUCUGCCAGCUGGAGAUGGUGGGGGAAGAAGGCGCUUUUGUGAUUGGCUGGGAGGAGGUGUUGACGGAGGAAGAGCUGUCCAUGACGUUGAAGGUGCUGUGCAUGGCUGCCGAGGAGUUCCAGGAGUUCAAGGAGCAUGAGGGCUGGGAAGAAGACACAGAGGAUGAAGAGAGCUUUACUUUGUCCAACGAAACGAUACCCCGACUCAAAGCCUCCUGGAAGAAGCUUCUCCGUGAUAGCGCGUUGCUGACGCUGGAGUCUUACAGCUCAGAUCUGAAAGCAGAGCAGGACUUGCUCAAUAACAAAGUGGCUUAUGGGAAAUUGAGCCACAGGGAACAAGCAGCCCUGCAAGUGCGCUAUGGGCAGAAGAGGAUCUUGCACCAGUUGCUGGAGCUGGCGAGCUAGCAGAGGCUGACCUGGGCUGGUGAGAGCAGGGAUUGCAGCCUUUGUACAAAGCGCACACGCUCUGGCUCCUGCUCUCAGGAUGGAUGGAGAGGCUGCUUGUACUGAGGAAGAACAGAGUUGAUGUGGACCCAAUAAUUCCUAGUUCUGUACUGGCCUUUCCAGCUACCUCUUGACUUUUCCAUAAAUGACACCCCUGGCUUAAUAGGGAGGAGAGAGUCUGUUCAUUAAACCUCAGCCUUCAGUGUUCAAGAACCAGCAAUGCCUGAGUGUUAAGGAAGCACAUCCAGUCUAGUCAAGCUAACUCAGAUCAAGGAAUGCCUGUCGUGGCAGCAGUGACUACCCAUCAGGCAUGGUGUCAUAGAAUGAGGGGGCUGUUACAAGGUAUGAAACUCAGUGCCUGUGCCUUUAAGGGGUUCUUGACUAUUAAAGGCAUCAAAUACCCGCCCCAAGCAGCUGAGUGGGUAGGUGCAAUGGUAAAGGUCAGUGCUACCACUAAUGUGUAAGGCUGCUUUUUUUCAGCCUAAAGCCAGUGGAAUCUCUCACAGUCCUAGGUACGCUAUAGACAGCCCAGUGCCUCCCCCUUGGACUUAGCUCUGUCUCAUGGGUUGCUCUUUAAGCAGACAGAGCUAUCAGCUAGCAUCCUGUCACUCAGGUUUGCAGGUGGUAAAGCCUGAGCAGAUGCAAACGGAGCUUGGCUUUUACUGCUGAUAGAUGCUGUGCUCCUUUUGUAGCCAGUACCAGGCUGGAUUGCUUUGGGGAGGCUAGAUAGCUAAGCUGGCAAUGUUGCUUGCUCAGCUGCCUUCCCUGUUAAGACUCUGCAGUGGGCAGCUAAAUGAUUUAGGCCAUGUGUUAGAAGGGAUGAUAGUCAUUGGGAGCCUACAAUUCUACAGCCUGUUCUUAGGUGCAAGCACCACUUCAGGAACUCAACAUAGGCCACAUCUUUGAAUGAUGACACUGGUGCUGAGCUUUGUUAAGGACGUUUUUAGUUUAAAAGGGCUCGGAGUUUAGUGAAAUGGUUUUUUUGGGGGCCUGGUCUUUGCAGGCCCCAUUAUACCCUUCAUGAAAGCAAAGGAAUUUGUACAUGUCUUCUGUUCCAGGGCUGCAGGGAGUAGGGGCUUUCUCCUUGCUAAAAUAAAGGUAGGACAGUUUGCACAGA
Molecule: messenger RNA, 3212 nt
Organism: Pelodiscus sinensis (Chinese soft-shelled turtle)
Lineage: Eukaryota; Metazoa; Chordata; Testudines; Trionychidae
Source: RefSeq, a predicted model, not a curated record